GCGUACGGAGGCCUGAGGGGAUCGCCGGCGAGGAUCGGCGGGCGCAGGAACUUCAACCGGGAAAGACUUCAAGCAGAGCGCACAGUAAGAUCUGUUGACCCAUCCAAACAAAGUCAGUACACGUGGCCACACAAAUAGCCCUCUGAAAUCCGUAUUUAGAAACUUGAUCCAAUCGAAGUGGCAGAAAGCCAGCAUUUAUAAAUCUCUACCUUCGCCUAUAAGAUUUCUCCCAGAGGAAGCACUAAAGCUGAAAAACUGACAGUCGUUUUCAAGAAUCUGAAGACCAAAGAAUGUCAAGUAAGGAAGUGAAGGCAGCAUUGAAAAAUGCCAGAGAUGCAAUAAGAAAUAAGGAAUACAAAGAAGCUUUAAAACACUGUAAGGCGGUACUGAAACAAGAGAAAAACAAUUACAAUGCCUGGGUGUUCAUUGGAGUGGCCGCCGCAGAGCUCGAGCAACCGGAUCAGGCCCAAGGGGCCUACAAGAAAGCUGCCGAACUUGAACCCAACCAGCUGUUGGCCUGGCAGGGGUUAGCUAGUUUGUAUGAAAAGUCUAACCAAACAAAUGCCAAGGAAGACUUACCCAGUGUUUACCAAAAACUCUUGGACCUCUAUGAAAGCAAUGACAAGCAGAAGUGGUGUGAUGUUUGUAAGAAGCUUGUGGAUCUGUAUCACCAAGAAAAGAAACAUCUGGAGGUGGCCCGGACCUGGCACAAGCUGAUCAAAAGCAGAGAGGAGGAAGGGGCCGAGAAACCAGAAUUACACCAACUAUGGAAAAGAAUGACCCAGUUAUUGGCUGGCUGUGCAGAGGAUCAAAAUAAUGAAACCCAGCAACUGCUUUUAACUGCAUUUGAGAAUGCAGUGAAAUCUGCAGACCACAUUCCUAGCGAAGAUCACCAAAUGCUCUACAAAGAUCUCAUUCAGUGUUUAUCUAGAGUUCCUCAUGAGACAGCCAGGCUGAGGAAGGCCUGUGAAGAUAUGUUGGUGAUUUAUCCCACCGUGCAUUACCCAUUAGAAGUACUUACUUUGCAUUUAAUUCAGUCUGGAAAUUUCAAUGAUGAGGUCAUGCAGUGCUGCCAAAGGCUUGUGGAGAUGGACCCCCAAAGCGGCCCAGGUCUAAUUGGCAUAGGCAUGAAGUCACUGCAAGACAAGAAAUACGAAGAUGCUGCCACAAACUUAUCCAAAGGGUUACAGCAGAGCAACUCCUGUACAGCUGGAUGGUAUCAUUUGGCAGAAACACAAGUGAAAAUGCACAGGCAUAAAGAAGCCGUUCUUUCCUGUAAUCAAGCUCUGAAGACAUUAGAAGACAUCACUGUUCCUGGAGGGGGUCUUCAUCAGAAGAAUCUCUGCCUCUCUCUGAAAGCAGAGGCUUUGAUAAAACUCGGAGGUUGUGAUUAUGCAGAGGAAGCUAUUAGUACCCUUGAACAGGUUUCUGAUGGAAAUAACAUCCCAGUGCUUUUAGCUCUCAAAGGCCGGGCUUAUCUGAACAAAGGCUUAAUUGAGGAAUCAUUAAAGAUUGCAGAAGAUCUAGUCUCAUCCCAUCCUGACUUAGCCGAAGCCCACGCUCUUGAGGCUGUGAUUCAUUAUACCAGAGAGGAUUAUCACCAAGCAGAAAAAAGUUUCCUGAGGGCUCUUGAAAGGAAAGCUGAUGUUGCUGAGUAUCAUUACUACCUUGGGUUAACGUACUGGUUUGCAGGUGAUGCUACAAGAAAAGAUAAAUCAAAAGCUCUUACCCAUUUCCUGAAGGCUGCAAAAUUGGACUCGUACAUGGGGAAGGUUUUCUGCUAUUUGGGUCUUUAUUACCGAGACAUAGCUGAUGAUAAAAGCCGAGCUCGUGGUUGCUUUAGGAAAGCUUUUGAAUUGGAUGAAACCGAUGAAGAAGCUGGAUCUGCAGCUGUUGACUUAAGUGUGGAACUGGAAGAAGUGGAAACCGCAUUGGCUAUCCUGACGAAGGUAACUGAAAAGGCUAGUGCCGGGACGGUGAAAUGGGCCUGGCUCCGGCGAGGGCUCUACUACCUGAAAGCUGGGCAGCAUUCGCAGGCCGUGGCCGAUUUGCAGGCAGCUUUGAGGGCAGACCCAAAAGACCACAACUGUUGGGAGUCCCUUGGCGAGGCAUAUUUAAGCAGAGGCGGCUACACGACGGCGUUAAAAUCCUUCACCAAAGCCAGCGAUCUGAACCCCGAGUCUACCUACAGCGUGUUUAAGGUGGCCGCGAUCCAGCAGGUCCUGGGAAAAUAUAAAGAGGCUGUAGCUCAGUACCAGCAGAUCUUAAAGAAGUCAGAAGAUUAUGUCCCGGCCCUUAAAGGCCUGGGUGAAUGUUAUCUCCUGCUGGCACGGGCAGCUCUCGCCGAUUACCUUGAUGGGAAGGCCGUGGAUUACAUCGAACGAGCCCUGGAAUAUUUCACAUGGGCUCUACAGCAUCGACCAGAGGUAUCUUGCCUGUGGAAGCUGGUUGGAGAUGCCUGCACCAGUCUGUAUGCUGUUUCGCCAUCUAAAGUCAAAGUUAAUGUUUUAGGAAUCCUCCUUGGCCAGAAGAAAGGGAAACGAAAGCUGGAGAAAAAGGAACUACUCAAUCUGGGGGGAAGGUGUUAUGGCAGAGCUUUAAAACUCAUGUCUACCUCGAAUACGUGGUGUGAUCUUGGGAUGAACUAUUAUCGGCAAGUACAGCACCUAGCUGAAACAGGCAGCGACAUGAAUGACCAUAAAGAAUUAUUGGAGAAAUCUUUGCAGUGUCUGAAAAAAGCAGUGAGAUUGAACAGUAAAAACCAUUUACACUGGAACGCCCUUGGUGUGGUUGCCUGUUGCACUGGUGUUGGAAACUAUGCCCUCGCUCAACACUGUUUCAUCAAAUCAAUUCAAGUUGAACAAAUCAAUGUUGUUGCAUGGACCAACUUAGGAGUUUUAUACCUCGCAAAUGGAAAUAUUGAGCAAGCUCACGAAGCUUUCAAAGUAGCACAGUCUCUGGAUCCGUCGUAUUUAAUGUGCUGGAUUGGACAGGCUCUUAUUGCAGAGACCGUUAAAAGCUACGACACUAUGGAUCUCUUUCGCCAUACUACUGAACUCAGUAUGCAUACGGAAGGCGCUUUAGGCUACGCAUAUUGGGUGUGCACAACUCUGCAAGAUAAAACCAAUAGAGAAACAGAGCUGUACCGCUACAACAUCCUGCAGAUGAACGCCAUUCCAGCCGCACAACUUGUUUUAAGCAAAUACACAGAAAGAAUUCAGAAUUAUGCUCCAGCGUUCACAAUGUUGGGCUAUCUAAAUGAAUAUCUUCAACUGAAAAAGGAGGCCGCUGAUGCAUACCAAAAAGCAAUCUUGUUGCUACAGACCGCAGAACACCAAGAGACCUACAAUGUUACAAUAAGACAUUAUGGUCGUUUGUUAUGUUCCAUAGGUGAAUAUGAUAAAGCCAUCCAGGCUUUUAAAUCAACCCCUCUUGAAGAGUUUGAUGAUAUUAUAGGUUUUGCCCUAGCUCUAUUCAAAAAAGGGCUUUUCCAAGAAAGCAACAAGGCCUAUGAACGAGCCCUGUCUUUGGCCACAUCUGAGCACGACAAAGCCCACGUCCUGACAGCCCUCGCCAUAACCCAGUUCAAGCAAGGCAAAACGGAUGCUGCGAAGACGUUGCUGUUCAAAUGCUCCAUCUUAAAGGAACCAACUACAGAAAGCCUCCAAGCCCUGUGUGCUCUGGGUCUGAUGCUUCAUGAUCUUGCCCUCUCCAAAGCUGCCCUUAAUGAAUUACUGAAGCACAACAAGCACAGAGAUAGUGAUUACCAGAGAUGCCUUAUUACCUCCGCUGUGUACGCGCUCCAGGGUAGAAAAGUGGCUGUGCAGAGACAAGCAUCCAAAGCUGUCCAUAGUAACCCAGCCGACCCCGCUCUUUGGUCUCUUCUCUCACGAGUGGUUCCUCAGUUUGCUCCACGUAAUGCCAAGGGUGGAGCUGUGGCAGGAAACGUGGCUCACAUACUUGACUUAAACCAUGGAAAGAAGGCCUUAUUGUACACUGCAGUUAAUCAGUUGGCUAUGGGAAGCAGUUCAGCAGAAGAUGAAAAACAGAAUGCACUGAAGACCAUCCAAAAAGCAGCCAUCCUCUCUCCAGACGAUCCCGCAGUUUGGACAGGGCUAAUGGCAGCCUGUCAUGCUGAAGAUACAUUGGCUGUCUUGAACAACACAGAGCCCAAGAGGAGAAAUCUAGAGAAGGCAUUGGUAUCCAUGCUUUCCACUCGAAUUAAAGAAAAGGACAUCCCAGAGAGUUACAGCCGGAAUCUUGAAACAUGGUCUCUUUGUCAAGCGGUCACGGGGCUGAUCGAGUCUGAUAGGACAUCUGAAGCUGAAGAGCUCUGUACCAAGAAUUUAAAAACUAGCCCCGACCAGCCAGCUGUCUUCUUGCUUUUGAGACAAGUUCAGUGUAAACCACUCCUGCAAUCACAAAGCCAGCUCUCUGAGGCUGUCUUAGAGGAGCUGCAAAAAACGGUUAUGACCAACUCUUCCUCGGUUCCAGCCUGGCAGUGGCUGGCCCAGGUAUACCAAUCACAAGGAAUGAUGAGAGCUGCAGAAAUGUGUUACAGAAAGAGUCUCCAGGUGGCUUCCCAGCAGGGGAAUUGGAAUGGGAAGCUGUCAAGCCUGCUGAGGCUAGCCCUCCUUGCCCUAGAAGUCUGCAUGGCAAAUGUGUCAAGCGAUCACUGGCCGGCUUUGGUUCAGGAGGCCACGACGGAAGCCUUGAAACUCUGCUUUUGUCCACUGGCUGUUCUCCUGCAAGCUCUGCUCCAGUUCAACCGCAAAAUGGGAGCAAGGGAGACGCGGCGGCUGUUGGAGAGACUGGUGUACCAGCCGGGAUACCCCAAGUCCAUCGUGUCCUUUGCACGUUGGUACCUCCUAAGACACCUGUAUGCCAAAUACGAUUAUGAACUUAUCGACACACUUGUUGCCAAUGCUAAAGACAAUGAAGAUGCUAGAAUGCUGGAAUUGAACCAGAAGUUGUCGUCAUCAGAAAAAUAGGAAUUUCUUAAAGCAGCAAACAGAAGGAAGCUGUCGGAAGAACUGAGGAAUGAAUCCAAAGCCUAUUUUUUGUUAUUGUGCACAGAAUCCUUUCCUGCCCCUCCCACAAGGAAAUCAUAAAGUUUUUGCUUUAGAACCCUCCAGAUGGAAUUUGGAUUUCCACUGUGGAAUUUGAGAUGACACUCAUCUUUAAUUUGGUGUCCACAGAAGGAAAGGCCUUCUCCUUCAAGAAAAUGAAUGUCAAGCAUAUGUCUGCAUCUGGAGUGCUACGGAGCAGAGUGAAGUUCAGACCCUUGAAUAGUCUUCAUAUUCCUUUCCUUAGUAUGCAAAGUUAUUAAUCCAAUUCAGAUGUUUCAUAUGUAAAAUGACAGCGCAAAAUUUGCCUGGAGCCAUACGCUUGCUGCCUAGCUCUUAAAAGCAGUCCGAAGGUUUAAUUCUGUCUACCAUUUCAGUUGGUUGAAUUAAGCAAUAUGACAUAAUGAAAAAUUGAAUUGAUUUUCCCAAAUAGAUUUUCACACUAGAUUAUAAGAAAUAUAGAGUGGCAAAAAUAGUGAGAUGAUUAAUUUUUACAUGAGUGUAUUUGUAAUAGAAGGAUCAGGGGUUUCUGGCUGUACUUAAAAAGAAGUACUCUUAUGAAACAAUAUAUUUCUGGAAAAAUUUCAGACCCCAUUGCUCACAAGUACAGUCAAUGGAUCAUGACAGGGCUUCUUGAUUUGAGUUGAAAAGGCUUUUCCUUCCAUAAAAUAAAACAUAUUUGUUGGCUCUUG
Tachyglossus aculeatus (Australian echidna) is the source of this 5758-nucleotide messenger RNA. RefSeq names its product tetratricopeptide repeat domain 37 (gene SKIC3). The coding region runs from base 291 to 4991 and encodes 1566 amino acids. The record is from RefSeq and is a predicted model, not a curated record. Gene Ontology annotation, molecular function: protein binding. The transcript is spliced from 43 exons. Gene Ontology annotation, cellular component: Ski complex. NCBI's taxonomy places the organism in Eukaryota, Metazoa, Chordata, Mammalia, Monotremata, Tachyglossidae.